Oryctolagus cuniculus (rabbit) is the source of this 2771-nucleotide messenger RNA. RefSeq names its product neurotensin receptor 1 (gene NTSR1). Gene Ontology annotation, cellular component: plasma membrane. Gene Ontology annotation, biological process: neuropeptide signaling pathway. Gene Ontology annotation, molecular function: G protein-coupled neurotensin receptor activity. The record is from RefSeq and is a predicted model, not a curated record. NCBI's taxonomy places the organism in Eukaryota, Metazoa, Chordata, Mammalia, Lagomorpha, Leporidae.
GGGCGCGGCGGGGCGCGAGGGAGGAGAGCGGGAGCGGGAGAGGCGAGCGCGCCGGGCAGCCGUGCGUGCGCUCUGCUCGCCGCCACCUGCUUGUCCGCGAAGCCCGAGCCCAGGACCAGCGCAGAGCCCAGAGGGAGCGUGGAGAAUCGUGGGGUCUAGAGCCGGGGGCGCAGCCCGGAGCCCGGGUGGGCGUGAGCCGAGUUCCUCGGGGCGGCGCUUCCUGGCCAGACGGCACCCCGCUAGCCGGCCUCCCGCGCCCCCCGCCAGGGCUCCUUCUCAUCCCUCCCCGCCUGGACUUCCAGCCCAGGGGCGCGGGACAGAGCCGCGGACCCGGCGCGCACCAUGCGUCUCAACAGCUCCGCGCCGAGCGCUGCGGGCGCCGACCUCUUCCCGCGUCCGCAGGUGGGGCUGGACGCCGCGCUCCUGGCCCCGGGCUCGGGCAACCGCUCGGCCAACGCGUCGGAGCUCGCGCUGGCGGCGCCGGGCAGCCCCCUGGACGUGAACACCGACAUCUACUCCAAGGUGCUGGUGACGGUCGUGUACCUGGCGCUGUUCGCGGUGGGCACGGUGGGCAACGCCGUGACGGCGUUCACGCUGGCGCGCCGGAAGCCGCUGCAGAGCCUGCAGAGCACCGUGCACUACCACCUGGGCAGCCUGGCGCUGUCCGACCUGCUCAUCCUGCUGCUGGCCAUGCCCGUGGAGCUGUACAACUUCAUCUGGGUGCACCACCCCUGGGCCUUCGGCGACGCCGGCUGCCGGGGCUACUACUUCCUGCGCGAUGCCUGCACCUACGCCACGGCCCUCAACGUGGCCAGCCUCAGCGUCGAGCGCUACCUGGCCAUGUGCCACCCCUUCAAGGCCAAGACCCUCAUGUCCCGCAGCCGCACCAAGAAGUUCAUCAGCGCCAUCUGGCUGGCCUCGGCGCUGCUGGCCGUGCCCAUGCUGUUCACCAUGGGCCAGCAGAACCGGGGCGCUGACCGCCAGCACCCCGGCAGCCUGGUGUGCACCCCCAUCGUGGACACCGCCACCGUCAAGGUCGUCAUCCAGGUCAACACCUUCAUGUCCUUCGUGUUCCCCAUGGUGGUCAUCUCCGUCCUGAACACCAUCAUCGCCAACAAGCUGACGGUCAUGGUGCUCCAGGCGGCCGAGCAGGGCCAGGUGUGCACGGUGGGGGAGCAGCCCGGCGUGCUCGGCACCUGCAUGGAGCCAGGCCGGGUCCAGGCCCUGCGGCACGGCGUCCGAGUGCUACGGGCCGUGGUCAUCGCCUUUGUGGUCUGCUGGCUGCCCUACCACGUGCGGCGCCUCAUGUUCUGCUACGUCUCGGACGACCAGUGGACUCCGUUCCUCUACGACUUCUACCACUACUUCUACAUGCUGACCAACGCGCUCUUCUACGUCAGCUCCACCAUCAACCCAGUGCUCUACAACCUCGUCUCUGCCAACUUCCGCCAGAUCUUCCUGGCCACGCUGGCCUGCCUGUGUCCCCUGUGGCCACGCCGCCGGCGCAGGCCGGCCCUCUCCAGGAAGGCCAACAGCGUGUCCAGCAGCCACACCUUCUCCAGCCACGCCACCCGGGAGACGCUGUACUAGGGCCCCGCGGGGAGGGCGGGAGCCGGACGGAGGCCACCUGGGAGCCGGGGGCGGUCAGCCAGAGGCCAGCCCGGACCCUGGCGCCCGAGGCCUGCUUCUUCUCAGCUUCUCCCCGCCCGCCCCACCCCUCCCUCGUCUCCUCUUGGAAAGCCGGAAAGAAAGAUGGUCCCCUCGCACCCAGAAGGCCUCUUGACGCUUGGCCAGGAGCAGCUGCUUUGUUCCCGGACUAAGGGGCGUGCGGAGGGAGGCGGUGAGCGGGGUGGUCGGGCUGGGCCACGCCUGCCUCCAGCCCAGGCCUGGCAGGCACCAGGGCCCCACCUCGCACCCAGGCCCUCGCCCAGCUGGCCUGGCCGGCUCCGCCUCCCUCCAAGGCAGGCCCAGGGAGCUCCCAGCACUCCAGGCGUAGAGAGUGCAGGGACCCCUUCCCGCCGCGACCCACAGGUGCUGGGUGCCCUGGGGGCAGCUUCUCUGUAGCCGGGAGGACCCAGUCCCUGCCCAGGAGGCCAGAGCCACCUGCUUCCUGUUCCGCUGGAGAGAGACGGUUCCUGGCCUCUGAUUCGCGCCCCAGGUGCCGGCCACAGCCGAGGCUGGGCCGGGCUGAAGCCAGAAGCCAGGCGCUCCGUCCAGGCCCCCGACGUGGGUGGCAGGGACCCCAGGACUUGAGCCAUCGCCUCUGCCCCCCAGGUGUGCAUGAGCAGAGACUAGAGUCAGGAGCGGGUGUCCCAGGUUCUGUGCCACACUCCUGGUCACUACAGGGAGGUCUCCUGACCCCCACCCACCCCAAGGUAUGGGGGCCUCUCUGGCUCGCUGCUGGCUGAUGAGAAUGUCAAAGGAAUGAAACUCAGAUGGUGGAAUUCCAAUCCGGGAUGUGGGGACCGUGGGCAGGCAGCCCUGAGCCCUCACCCCGGACCCCUGGCCACAGCUCAGUCCCCACCUGCCCAUGAGGCCAGAGUCCGGGUGCGCCCCUCCCCACCCCACAGGUCACCUGCUCCUGACCCUUGCUCCCAGCGGCCCAGGAGGGCACCAGCGGCGCCCCCACUGUUGCUAGGCAACGUGGUGGUCUGGGGAGAUGAGUCUGCAUUUCAGAUGCAUCUGGGGACGGAGAAAAACGGCCCAGCCACGAGGAGCCGAGAGCUGGCGCUUCCUGCACGGCGCGGCUUCCCCGCCCCCACCCCCUGCAA